AGGAGAUAAAAGCGAAAUGCUGGAUGAGUGGAGGUCUUCUUUCGGAGGAAAGGAUAAAGUUUUGCCAAUAGAGGUGGUGCGUGAAAUACUAAGAUGUGAGGAAGGUGGAGAAUGCUUUGUGCGAAACUUCAUAAUUCUCGUUAUAUCGACCUUGAUAGAGAAUACAAGGAACGGAUAUAUAAACUGCUCCUUCAUAAACAAUUUGAAGGACACAAAAGGAAUCAAAGAUUUAAAUUGGUGUGAAUAUGUGAUAAAGGCUCUAAUUGAGAAGAAAAGAGAAUGGGCUAAGGGAAAGGAAAAGGCAUUCACUGGUCCGCUCCUUUUCUUGAUGGUGUUGUAUGUGGAUAGGGUGGAAGUAUAUAGAAGAAGUGUGCCUAGGAAGGUUCCCGCUAUAAUGGGAUGGAGCACACAGUUAUUGAGGGAGAGGGAAUCUGAAGAAGUUGAGGCUGGAGGAUUUGGGUUAGGGUAUGUAGAUGAGAAGAUGACAAUGAACCAAGGGACAGGGAAAACUGUCACCGUAGAAGAGAGAACCGAGGAUGUGGGAUAGCCCUCGACGACAACGGGUGCAGAAGAGGAAGUUAUGCAACGCUUUGCUAAUAAGACCAGCUUAUUUGUUAAGACAACGACUGACAUCAUGAAUAUGUUAGAUGCAUCUCCCGAUGUACUUCGUGGCAGUGAAGAGUUGAAAGAGUUGGGGCAAGCGGCGAAUAUGCUCAUGGCUGUUUUACAGAAGAAAAAUUCUCCGGAUUUUGCCACACCUACACAGAUGGACAGGGAGAUGGAGGUGUUUUGGUCAAACCCAGUCAACCUUGAAAUAUUAGCUGAAGCUGAGGUGGACGGUAUAAAGAGAACAAAGGUUCUUCAAAGGAGGAAAGAUAUGCCAAACUUUAGUAUAGGUCUGACACAAGACGAUCCCCCAAAUGAAGUAAGCGGUGAUGCUCUCAUGGGGUUCGAGAAGAACAAUAUAAAUGAAAAGGGGAAGGGAAAAGUCGAUGCAAGUGUGCAGAUGCCUUUAAAUGAGCAAAUGGUAGCAGUUGGUGGUCAAUCAAGCUCAAAUAUAAAUCAUGUGCUGGAAAUCAGAAAGGACAUUGAAGAGACAGAAGAAUUGGGCCAGCUAAGAAGAAAACAAACGGCUGCAGCAACCCAGAAAUCACCCUACGUAAGAAGAGUUAUUGAUCUAAGUGCUGCAAUAACGAAAGAUGAACGCGCCAUGAGUGAUUGGAUACUUCUAGACGUUGCUGGAGAUGCGAAUGAGGUUAUUUUCAAAGCCCUUAACCAAUUGCAGCUUACCCACGGGCAACUGAUGAGCAUCAAGGAUGGUCGACACAUCGAGGAAAGUGUAAUCAAUACCUGGGCAUUCAUUCUUAACUGUAAAGAGACAGUUAGAAGCAGUGAGUCUACAAGUAGAUUAUUUGCUAAAGUCUUGCCUUGUCUUGACACACAGGCGGACCUGGGAUUGAAUGAAGACCGUGCUUACACACUUUUUGUGGAAGCCAUUGAGUUUGGGUUGGAGGCAAUUAAAGAGCACACUGCACUUUCAAAAGUUGAUUUGUUCUUCUUCCCGAUAAUGCAAGUGCAUCACUGCUAUGUAAUUUGUCUGAAUACAAAGCUGAAGCGUGUGGAUAUCAUUGACAGUUCAUCAACUAGCGUACGCAAAUUUGAUAAAUACGGGGAAAUGCCUCAAAACGUGGUAUGAAAUAAAAUUAUGUAACUAGUACUUGUGGUAAGGUGCAUUGUCGUUCUAAUUUUGUAAGUGAUAAAUGAAAAUUACAAGGCUAAGCAAAACUUUGUGCAGAUAAAUAUGUUUGUGAAGUACAUGGAUUCAAGGAAUAUGAUGACCAAAUCUGAUAAAGUGAGGAAGGCAACACCGAAGAGGCUAGGAAUGGAGUGGAGGCAGACGAAGAACAUUUAUGACUAUGGCAUCUUCACAAUGCGGCAUAUGAAGGCAUAUCAAGGUCAAGGCUUGCAAGGAUGGAAUAUUGGGCUAAAGGAAACCGACACCAAGCUGGUAGGGACGUUACGCGUGAAGUACAUUUCUGCAAUUCUCCUGAAUGAGAAGAAUGAGUACAUGCAUUCAAACUUGCUGAAGGCAAAGAAUUUUCUCAAGAAAGCUAAAGAAGAGAAUGAAAAGGUGGGAGAGAAGAAGAAGGGAGCAGCGCCCAAUUAAUCAAUUCAGCGAAAUUUGAAGUUGACAUCAGUUUGACUAUAUUAAAAUUACAGUUUACAAUGACUUAUUCACAUUAUUUUUAAUAAAAAACAUAUUUAUGCUUACUAUUUGUGUGUGAAAGUUGACGUUGAAUAUAGUUGGUUUUAAUAUAUGUUCCAGG
Cuscuta epithymum is the source of this 2327-nucleotide messenger RNA. The record is from the annotation of a GenBank genome assembly. Lineage: Eukaryota; Viridiplantae; Streptophyta; Magnoliopsida; Solanales; Convolvulaceae.